Molecule: messenger RNA, 4694 nt
Organism: Solea solea (common sole)
Lineage: Eukaryota; Metazoa; Chordata; Actinopteri; Pleuronectiformes; Soleidae
Product: lisH domain-containing protein ARMC9
Exons: 26
Coding region: 262-2769 (835 amino acids)
Biological process (GO): cilium assembly
Cellular component (GO): ciliary basal body; centriole; ciliary tip
Molecular function (GO): protein binding
Source: RefSeq, a predicted model, not a curated record
GUUGCUAGGUGUUUUAGCGUCCUGUCUGUGUACGGUUGCUAGUUAAUGGCUAGUCGCCUUUUUCAGUGAAGCCCGUAAACCUGGGCGGAAAUGGAACGUAUCGGUAUCAACUGGGGAUGAACGCGCUGGAAUCACAUAAAUCAACAAUUAAAGGAUAUGCGAUUGGGGCUCUACAGAAUGCUCACUGGAGGUACAAGUGAUAUUUCAUGAGAACAGAAUUGUUUUCUGUCAGUAGGUGUUCAGUAGGUUUUGGGCACUCACAUGAGCUCCAGGGAUGCAGCCAGGAUGGGUGACAUCUUGGCAACGGAAGCUGAUCUUCUUGGCAUGAUUAGGGAGUACCUUAAAUUUGAGGAAUUUGAAGAGACCAUUCACCGUUUUGACAAGGACUGCAAAAGUAAAGGCAAGCUUGUGUCGAAGCCUCAGGGGAGUACUCUCCGAGACGCAAAGACUCGUGUCAUUCAGAAAGACCUACUUAGCUCUUUCGAUGACGGAGAUCACAAGGUGUUCUUUGAAUUGUGGACAGAGAACAAUAUUUCCUUUGAGGUAAAAGACACAGAUUGUGAGGUUCAGAGACUUGAGUUCUACCUUCAUGUCCAUUUCACCAUCUACCCACUGAGGAGGCACCCUGGUAGACAUGACCAAGCUGAGUUUGAGAAGAGGAUUUCCUAUUUCAAGCAGUAUCUGGAGACUCGAGGAGCAGCACUGAGUCAGACCGCAGAGUUUCUGCCUUACUAUGCCUUGCCUUUCAUUCCCAACCCCACCGUCCAUCCCUCCUUCAAAGACCUUUUCCAGGAAACCUGGAUACCACAUUUGAGGGAUAAGCUGGAGCAGUUUCUCUUUGUGACACUGAAGGCAGCUUUCAUCCCAAGGUUGCUGAAUUUAUAUAAGGAAGGUGGAAGGAGUACUAAAGAGGCCAUGCAGCAGUUACAGCUCCAGCUUGUCGAAUCAGACCGGCGUGUCACCAGCUACAUGCGUAAGUUCAACAAGAUGCAGGCUGACUACCACAACUUGAUUGGAAUCACGGCUGAGCUGGUCGACUCUUUGGAGGCCACCGUCAGCGGAAAAUUGAUUUCCCCCGAGUACCUGCAGAGCGUGUGUAUUCGUCUGUUCAACAACCAGAUGAGGCAGAGCGUGGUGCAGAGCACUGACUUCACCAGACCUGGCACUGGAUAUUACUCUAUGAGUCCCUAUGACGAUGGCUAUGCCUCCUCAAUGCUCCGAGCAUCCAUCGCACCACAGAGAUCCAAGGAGGUGCCAAUGCUCCCCUCACUGGACUAUGAGAAGCUGAAAAAAGACCUGGUUGAAGGCUCAGACAGACUCAGGUCCCUGCUGCUUCAGGCGCUUCGCUGGAGACUGACUCGCUCACUGCCCGGUGAGCAGAGAGACACUGUUCUUCAAGCCUAUAUCAGCAAUGAUCUGCUGGAGCGCUACAGCCCUAAACAGGAUACUGUUCUUCAGUCGAUAAGGUCGGAGAACGAGAUUGUCCGGCAAUACAUGGCUCGUCUCAUCAAUGCAUUUGCUUCCUUUGCGCUGGGUCGGGUUUACCUCUCCCAAAUCCCCAGUCUUCUAAAACUUCUGACAGAUACUCUUAGGAAGGAGGAAAAAGACUCCCUCACCAGAGAGAAUGUGCUUGUCGCCCUGCAGAAACUCAGCCUCAGGCGGGACCAGCAGACGGCCAUGAUAGCAGACGAUCUGAUUGGCUGGCUGGUGGAUGAACUGCAAGACUCGGACUGUCUGACAGACUACACCCUGGAAUAUUUUGCAGCACUUCUAAUGAACCUGUGUCUGCGCACAAAAGGAAAAAGGAAGUGUGCAGAGAACGCCAAACAUAUACUAAAGGUUCUAACUGACCUCCUUGGACAUGAGAACCACGAGAUUCGGCCAUAUGUGAACGGAGCCCUGUACAGCAUCCUGUGUAUUCCCUCCGUCAGGCAGGAAGCCAGAGAGAUGAGCUUAGAGGAAAUUCUUCGCUGUUACAGCAAAGAGGAAAACCCAGACCUUAACAGACAGAUUGAGUUCAUUAUUAAACAGCUGAACUCAGCUGAAGAAGAGGCACCAGAAUCAGACGAUGAAGAGGAAGAGGAUGACAAUGAUGAAGAUUUAAUGGAAACGGAUCUCGACAAAGAAGAAGUUCUGCAACCGCAGCCCAGGGAGCUGUCUGGGGAGAGUCUGCUCACCACUGAGUACCUCGGCAUUAUGACUAACAUGGCAAAAGUGAAGAGGACACAGCCGGGUGUUGAUGAACCCCUACAAAGGCCAGUCACACCGAGUUCUCAUCGCAAUGUCAAUGCAGUGGAUUAUCAGGUGGGCAGUCAGGGGGGCAGAGAAUACCCUCUCAGUCGACCGAAGAGCGAAGAAGGAAGCCUGCCUCCUUCCCGAUACAACUUUCGACCACCUACGCGCUCCGGCAGCUGCCCCAGCACUUCUGACUCUCUGCGUCACACCAUCGACUCAGAGUGUGGCCGGUUGUCCCAGGAGUCGGAGUUGGACGGGCUCUACGAGAGGCAAGCGACAAAAGAGCGCUCCCGGGAGGAACACAACGGACACUCUGCCAGUGGCGGUCACUCGGACUCCGCGUUUGCAUGCCGGCCUAAAAUUCCACGUACACCUGACACGGCGGACAGCCAGAGCAGCGCUCGCAAGAGUCAAGACUUGGCGCCUAGGUUUUCCCAGUCAGAGCCACAGCAGAGAAGCCGUCAGGGCUCCGCCGGCUCCACAGCAGGAGGAGUGGGACGCCAAAGUGGAAGCAGCCAGUCAAAGAGGAGGUGAAGAGGGAGCUGUCACCGCGGAGCAGCGCUAUCUCCCCAGUAGCAUCAGGCUUCCUGUAACAUCAUCCCCCCAGGUUGUGAUCAGGGUCAGGGCAACAGAGAUGGUCGAAAAUCAGUAGUGAGAGGCGGGGGAGGGGGGAGGGGAGGAGUGGGAACAAUGUGAAGGAUUGUGGCCCUGCAUUUUCCUCCCCCUUUGGCUGUCGCACAGACUUCCUCCCGUAACAUAAUAUGCGGUUUGGUAAUAAUCACAACCCCCAGCCGUGAAACAUUGUACACCUUGUAGUCUUACAGCUAACCUCUAAAUUUCUAAGAAACCGAGGCUGCUGAAGUCGACGCUGUCUUAAAGCGCCACUGUGGAACUUCUGUCACCCCCUUGAGGAAUUUAGAGUAAUUACCAAAACACUGCUGGUGCCAGUGAUCUUGAACCAACCCCCUCCAACUCUGCACUAUCCUGUUGCAAGAAGCAUUCAUCCAGUGAAACUGCUGAACGUCUGGAGGGUUUAUAACAGCAGAGUCCACUUGUGAAAGCUUCGGUUGGCGCUUCUUUCUUGCUGUUCUUGAUCUUGCCUCUAUGAAUCAAAUCCAACGGGCACAGCACACAAGAAAGUUACUAAGAAACUGAAGCUGGUGGGCAGCUGUAAGAACAAAAUGUCUGACCCACUCACUCUCCCGCACUAAAGUCCAUGGAGAAAUGCAGCGUUUUAAAGAGGGCGGAGGGAGGACUACUGCAGGGGGUGAGCAAAGCAAACAGAUUUCAGCUAAUGUCAACAUGUUUUUAAGACAUUAUAGACUUAAGGAGUUUGUAAAAUUGGCUCAAAUCUGUCAUGGUUCUAAAGAGAGCUGGUUCUAAUCGCAUGGGGUCCACCAGGGGACACAUACAGCACAGACCCGGUAUCAACAUCCGUCCUCAGUUAUAAAUCGUACAUGGGAUUGUUUACAUUAGGCAUGAAUAUAUGUCCUGGAUCCGUCUUCCUUGAUUAGAUUGGGCUUCCCUGCCCUUUAUUCAAAUACACACAGGCGUCACGAGCGUCACCAAGAACAAAACUGUGUUUGUAAAGAGUCUGACUGUACAGACGUCAGGCGUGAUUAAAGAAAGAGGAUGGGAGGGCGCUUUAGUGAAUCAAAACUCUACUCGCGCAAUGAAAUCAUUUUUAACCAUAAAGAAAACAGAGUCGCAAUAGAAAUCGGUGUUAAUAUCGCGGUGGUGGCUGCACACAUGAAUGUAUGUAUGAGCGCUGAAAUAGUGUUAAACCAAAACUCGUAACUGCUGUAAUCAGACGAUGUCGGUCUCAAACCCACCCCGAGGACAGAUUACACUUAAACAGGAAUGUGGCCACGUGUCCUCAAACCACCUGCAAAUGUGGUCUCUGUGAUCGCAUCACUCAUGGUGGAUGUUAAUACCAGGUCUGUACAACCCAUUUUUUUUCUCCACUUGAUGACUAAACUUCAUUAUGAUGCUGCUGUGUUUGUUUAAUUUGACCAGGGUUUUUUUUUGUCAUUUAAAACAUUUUUUCAUAUCUUUUACUCAUAGAAUUUGACAGAAAAGUGCAGUGUAGAGAUUUUAUUUUCUUUGAAAAUCUCAAUCCCAACCUCCACUGUCUGAUGAUCGAAUAACACAUCUGUCUCUGGAAAUGAAUUAAAAACCAUGUCUUCAUGUCUUGUCUCGAUUCUACAACUCAACAAUCGUACGAAUGUCUGCUAUGUACAGAAUCAUGUACACAAAUACUUGCAUAUAAAUACUUAAUAGUAAAAUUAUUGAUGUACAUUACAUUACCAUUCUUUCCACGUCCGACAAAUCUCUGGGUGUUGUUUCCAGGUGUCCUGAUAUUUAUUUGUUAACGUCUACAUUUUUGUUGUAGUGCAUUUGAAACUGACUUUGAUAUGUUGUGCUGUAUGUGAGUUUUAAAUAAAUGUGUGACACAUGAA